Molecule: messenger RNA, 309 nt
Organism: Penicillium argentinense
Lineage: Eukaryota; Fungi; Ascomycota; Eurotiomycetes; Eurotiales; Aspergillaceae
Exons: 1
Coding region: 1-309 (102 amino acids)
Source: RefSeq, a predicted model, not a curated record
AUGCAAAUCGGCGCUUUUGUGACCUCUUUCCUCUGCAUUGCGGCGGCCCAGUUUGCCGCUGCGGAGGAUACCACCUCCCAGUCGACCACGACCAUCACUAAGACUCUGAUCAGAGUGAACUCGGUCACUGCGACCCCCAGCUCUAGCAUGACAUAUGUGCCGGCGACCUCGACUCCUCUUACGACCUCGACUGCGACCCAGCCUGCUGCAUCCGCCACGAAGACUGGAGGCGCAGUCAACGUAAGUGCUGGCGUGCCGGCGGUUCUGGGCGCCGGAUCUCUCGCGCUGAUUAUGGGCCUGGCCCUGUAA